Corticium candelabrum is the source of this 4304-nucleotide messenger RNA. Its product is annotated as condensin complex subunit 1-like. Gene Ontology annotation, cellular component: condensin complex; condensed chromosome, centromeric region; nucleus. Gene Ontology annotation, biological process: mitotic cell cycle; meiotic chromosome condensation; mitotic chromosome condensation. The transcript is spliced from 28 exons. Lineage: Eukaryota; Metazoa; Porifera; Homoscleromorpha; Homosclerophorida; Plakinidae. Gene Ontology annotation, molecular function: histone binding. The record is from RefSeq and is a predicted model, not a curated record. The coding region runs from base 9 to 4163 and encodes 1384 amino acids.
UGUACUUAAUGCGUUAUAUAACAAUUUGUGACCUUGAAACGUGGCGCCAGAACGAGAUGGACUUCUCUUUUCCUCUCACGACAGACGACACUAGGACAUCGCACAACGUCGCGCACAACUAUCUCGAUGCAGACGAAGUGCCCGAUCGACUAUCCGAGGUGAGAGCGGCUUUCAGUCAUGACGGACCUCUGGCUGUGUUACGUCACUAUGAUGAGCUACUUAGUGUUGUCAAACAUUUCUCUCAGUUAGAGAGAAAAGUGAAGAACGAGGCAUGGGAGAUCCUACUAGAAGGAACGGGAUCUCUGUACUAUGUGCUGAACACGAUACUAGACACGGAGCUGAGUCAGUCUGAUAAACAACAGCACUGCAAUGCUGUUAAGAUGCUGUGCUAUUUGGUGACUCAGUUCAUGGUAUGUACACAGCGGGAAGAGAGCAGAACGGAUCACAUAACAACCCCAAAACCUAAUGGACGGAGACGCAAGCCUCAACAAACCACUACUGAAGAUGGCGUGUCCUCAUUGUCAUCCACAUGCGUUCGCGGACUCUACGCAAUUCUGCAUCUCUUGGAGCUAGAAAUACAUCGACUAUGGGACCCACCAAUACCAGAAGAAAAUUUUGUGACAUGUGUGACUUCGUGUUGUUAUAAACUGAUGGAAAAUUCAAGUCUAGUGAAGGACAAAGAGAGCCGGCAGUUAAUGUUCCAAGUACUAGUCAUCGCAAUCCAGAGAUACAACCACAGCAUUGGUGCCGUUGUGAAGAUGAUACAGUUGGUUCAGAACUUUGAGCAUCUUGUGAUCCCAUUGGCUGAAGGGAUUCAGUUCUUUGCUGUAACACGUGGAGUCAAGAAUAUUGUGCCUGAGAUGAUAAGAGAGAUUGGCAGUAUGAAUCCUAGCGAUUUAUCACGUGACACGAGUGGCACCAGAUCCUUAUCCCAAUUUCUGUGUGAACUCGGCGAACGAGUUCCCUCGUUCAUCCUUCCCACCAUCAGCUCACUUGUCCCUCAUCUCGAUGGAGAGAAUUAUUCAUUUCGUAACAGCAUUCUUGUUGUUAUUGGUGAGAUGGUCAGUCAAGUGUUGAGUUGUGAGAGUACGAACGAGGGUGGGAAAGUGACUCGACAGCAAUUCUUGGAUCGACUCUUGCAACAUAUUCACGACAUCAACGCGUUCGUACGGAGCAAGGUGUUGCAGAUAUGGUUGAAGUUAUUCAAAGAACAGGUUGUUCCAUUAUCACAUCAGCAUCAGCUAAUUCCUCUUGUUGUCGGUCGUCUUCACGACAAGUCAAGCAUCGUACGACGUCAUGCCAUUCAAUUCUUGUCAACAGCUUUGUGCGGAAAUCCUUAUGCAGCCAAGUUGUCACUGAAUGAUUUGCAACGUGAUCUUGAACAAGCCGAGAAGAAACUGAAUGAACUGCAAGGUUUAUCAUCUCAGUCAUCACCUGAACAACAUCAGUCUCAGUCAACAGACAUGAGCCAUCAUUCGGAGACAGAGGAUGAUGCUAUUGCUGACAGUCAAGAGUUAGUGAGGCCUGAAGUGCAGCAGGGAAAGGAGACAGCAGCUAAUGAGAAGGAGAUUCAGCAGCAUCAAGUAUUGGUUACUUAUCUUAAGGACAGUGUGAAGUUUGUUCAACAACUUGAGGCAGCCACUCCAGUUGUAUGUCAACUUCUUGGAUCAAAGACGGUCUCUGAUGUGCUGGAGGCUAUUAAUUUCUUUGUGACUUGCCACGAGUUUGGCAUAUCAGCCGCACACGAAGGCGUGAAAAAGAUGCUAGUGCUGAUAUGGUCUCGAGAGACGAGUGUGAGAGAUGCAGUGACGGUUGCAUACAAGAGACUGUACCUUACACAGUCAGUUGAAGGACAAAGAGCUAGAGCUGCCACAGUUGCUGAUAGUUUGAUUAGUCUCACUUACAAUAUGACACUGGGAGAACGUGCUUCAUUGGAAGAACUGGUGUGUCAUUUCAUGAGAAACAAAGACAUUCCGCACGCUGUUAUUCAAUGUCUAUGGCAACAAUUCUCCACCAGUUGUGCUGACGAUGUCUCAACAACAAAGAGCAAUGCAGCAAUCCUACUCCUCGGCAUGUUGUCAGGGGAGGAUCACGAGGUUGUCAAAUGCAAUCUGGACGUGUUAGUGACAUACGGGCUGAGACAGGAACAGCAGGCGAAAGUUGAUCUGAAGAAGGCCCAACUGACAUGCAUUGCUCUACAGAAAAUAGUCAAAGCCGAGAAGGUAAAACCUGGAGCACUGCCACCGGUUCCAUUUCGAGUGCCUCAAGACCACAGCAUCGUAGAAAGCCUGAAACAUCUUGUGCUGUCAACUAUGUGUGACUUUGAGUGCUCUGAAUGGAUGUCGUUUGCUGAGCAAGCUAUCACGACUAUCUACAAACUGUCGGAACAUCCGGAUGUCGUGUGUGAGCGGCUUAUCAUCUCAAUGACUGACAUGCUUUCAUCGCAGUUCAAGACCGAUGGGGAAAUCUCCUCUCUUAUUGAUGAACUGAAGGAAGCAGAGCCGUUAGCUCAGUCUUCACAGGAUCCAUCGGCUUCUGGUGUUCACAUUCUUCCUACGCCACCAGAGAAGACUGUUGCAACAUGCUCAUCUGUCUUCUUGGCUCGCUUGCUGACGGUUGUUGGUCAGGUGGCUGUGUGUCAGCUGGUACAUCUUGAUGUUGCUGUAUAUAAGGAGUUGAAGAGAAGGCAGGGAGUGGAAGAGAGGGAGAAGGACAUAGCGAAAGAGAAGGAAAAGGAGGAAGUGGAGAAGAAAAGGAAAGGAAGAAGAAGCAAGCACAGAAACAGUGCAAGUGGGAAGGAGAUGGAUGAUGGAACGUCCCUAGCAGAAGAGAUUGGUUUAGAAGGGGCAGCAGCUGAAGACACGGAAGCCGAAACCAUUCGUUGCAUUUGCGAAACGGAAGUGGUUACAGGACGAAAUCUCUUGUCUUCAUUUCGGUCUUUCAUUGUUAUGAUCUGUGCUCAACCAAGCAAGUAUCCUGAUCGGCAGUUGAGAGUGGCUGCCACACUUGCUCUUUCGAGGUUCAUGGCUGUGAGCUCCGAGUUCUGUGAUGCUCAUCUUCAGCUUCUCUUCACUAUACUUGAGAAGCCAUCCGAGGCUGUCAUACGUUCAAAUACCAUCAUAGCUAUUGGAGAUCUGACAACACGAUUUCCUAAUCUUGUUGAACCAUGGACACCCCAUUUGUAUGCACGGCUUUCCGACAAGUCUGCUGUUGUGCGUAAGAACACACUCAUAGUUUUGACUCGGCUGAUUCUUAACGACAUGCUGAAAGUCAAGGGGCAUAUUAGUGAAAUUGCAGUUUGUUUGGAGGAUGAGAAUGAACAUAUCAAGAAGUUGGCGUGGCUCUUCUUUCAUGAAUUGUCACACAAAGGCAACGCGAUCUACAACAUCUUACCGGAUAUUAUCAGUCAACUGUCAGAUCCUGACCGAGCGUUGCCACAACAGCAGUUUACAACGAUAAUGAAAUAUCUAAUAUCAUUUAUCCAGAAAGACAAGCAAUCGGAAAGUCUCAUAGAGAAGCUCUGCCAACGCAUUCGAGCAGCAAGAACUGAUCAUCAGAGCACCGAGCUUGCCUUCUGUCUUGCUCAACUGCCAUUUACAGAGAAAGGCAUGAGGAAAUUGCAAGACAACUUUGCUUGCUACAGUGACCGAUUAGCAAGUGAUGAAAUGUAUUCACAUUUUAUGACAAUCAUCGGAAAAGCAAAGAAAUUUGCUAAACCUGAAAUGAAGGCUCUGGUGGAUGAGCUUGAGAAAUCAAUCAACGAAUGUCACUUCAAAGGUAUGGAAGAGGACAACACAGCUCACAGAGCAGCUCAAGCAUCGAAGAAAGUUCGAGUAAAGAGAAGACAAAGAGAUACCAAACAUGCACAGCAAAGCGAAACUCCUCAUCAUCAGGUGGACAUACAACAAGGAGAAAGUGCGGAUGAAUUUGAUGUUCCAAGACGAAGAGAACUGAGGCCAUGCAAUGAGCGACAGAAACCUCAACUUCGAACGAGAAAAGCUACCAUGUACGACAAUUCUGAGUCUGAUGCUCUUGACAGUGACAGCAACGAUGCAAGCCCGACAAGUGAGAACUCAAGGGAGAACGUCAAUCCAUACAGAAGUGCUAAAUCUCAAUGCAAAACGAGAAGUGGACGAAAGAGUCGUCGAAUGGGACUGACUUGAGUGAUAAAUAAAAUAUUUUUAUUGUGUCGGUUGUAUGGUAGGAGUUGUUGCGAUAUUUUGUCAUAAUAUGCUGCUCUCUGUACGUACACACAUAUUAUGUGUACCAUGUUGUGGCUAUAUCUCUUCUAAAGUGAGACUGAC